Messenger RNA from Patiria miniata (bat star), 1380 nucleotides. RefSeq lists its product as uncharacterized. Lineage: Eukaryota; Metazoa; Echinodermata; Asteroidea; Valvatida; Asterinidae. The record is from RefSeq and is a predicted model, not a curated record.
AUUAUGGGCAGGGCAGUGGGUACGAUCACGGGUGUAGAUGACAGCAACAUGAGUCAUGUCAUCCGUUCUCCUUCGCUCUUUCUCUGAAGCUAUCUGCGCGCUGCCGGCAAAAAUGUCUUUUGCUGUGAUAGACACUCAGCCGAAACGAAAUCCUGCUCCCCUGGAUCAUGGAGGAAGAUCCAUGGAAGACAUUUCUGACGACUAUUUCUCAACGAUGAGCCCCAUCGGACGAAAACUCAUCACCGAGAAACGGAAAUGCAUGGACUCGCAUCGAAGAGAUUGGGAGCGCUUGACUCAGAAAGAAAAAGACACCAUCUUAGAUGAAUGGUUCAUUGACCCCAAAAUUCAACUAAGAUACGAGUUGAAAUUGGGAAAGAAAUCUGCAGAUGGUGCUCCGGAAUGUUUUCCUCGGCUAAAAGUUCAUGGCGGGGGAAAGGAGGUUCACUAUUCAGAACAGGACGAUGGUUCUCACUCUCAGAAUCAAAGCAAAGAGACUGUUUCCUGGAAGGAUGAAUUUUCUGGGCCAUUUUGUUGGGAAACAAAGUGCCAACAAGAGCUGACCAUCUUGGCUACUGACACCAUCUCAGCCUCCUCGAUCCCUUCUCCAUCCAUCCAUGACCUCAUCAAAGUCACCGAUCCUGAGGUCGAGACUGAUGCCGAGUGGUUUGCCAAGAGCAACAAGGACAAGGACAAGAACAAGUUGUCUGUCAUGCUGAUGCGAGAUGUCAGCAACCGCAGCAGCCUGGGGAACAACCUCCUGGCGUCCAGCUCGGAGAGACUCGCCUUUGAUCAGGCAGUCAACACUGCCUUGGCCAGCAAGCCCAAACCUAAGGACAAGGCUUCCACCAAUAACAACGACAAUGGCGAGAGGAAAUCCAGCCAGGGGUCCGUUGAGGGCAAGAAGAAGAACACACCACCAGAGCCUUCCGAGAAGACCAAAUCAGCACCGCCGACAUCCUUGAGGCAGAAAAGUAGUUCCAAAAGCUCAUUGAACAAGGAGCCCGACAGAAAAAUUGCAAGUGGAGGCAAGGUAAAGGACAAGAAUAAGAAUGGCCUCCCUCCUUCAUCUCCCAGGAGAGACAGUGGCUCGAAGAGCAGUGAGUCAAAGAGCAGUGAGUCAGCCUCUCCAAGGAGAGAUUCAGGAUCCAAGGCCGUUGGGUUGGGCUCCCCGAGGAGGGACAGUGCCUCGAAGAAGAAGAGUGAGAAGAAGCAACUGCUCCCUGCGGGCUUUCUGACAGAGUUGGAACUGAAGGUGCAGGACAAUGUAAACUUUGACCCUGGAGUGCAGAAGGACCAACAUGGGCAGGGUGAUGCGGAGGCCGGAGGGUCUCCAAAAGACCAGGAAGCAGAAAGUUAUGAGUUUCUCUUUGACUGGUAAAA